Messenger RNA from Penicillium malachiteum, 1485 nucleotides. RefSeq lists its product as uncharacterized. The record is from RefSeq and is a predicted model, not a curated record. Gene Ontology annotation, molecular function: mRNA binding. The transcript has 8 exons. NCBI's taxonomy places the organism in Eukaryota, Fungi, Ascomycota, Eurotiomycetes, Eurotiales, Aspergillaceae. The coding region runs from base 1 to 1485 and encodes 494 amino acids. Gene Ontology annotation, cellular component: cytoplasm; nucleus.
AUGUCUGGAUAUCCUGACUCUGACCGCAUGCAGCAGCGUGAGAGGUCUCGUUCACCUCGUCGUCGUUCUUCUCGCAGUCCUCGUCGUACCCGUCGCUCUUACACCCCGCGCAGUCGCUCUCGCAGUCGUGACGAUUACCGUCGCAGUGACCGUCGUUCGCGAUCUCCUUUGAGUGCAGCUGGUGCACCUGGUUCGGGUUCUCCUUACGGUGGACGCAGUGGUUACGCGCCGGGCAGACCGUUCGAGGAUCGCUCCGUCAACAAAGAGAACAUGAUGCAAUCGGUUCGCGAUUCUUCCCAACAAGACCGCCGGGUCUAUGUAGGAAACCUUUCCUAUGAUGUCAAGUGGCAUCACCUCAAAGAUUUUAUGAGACAGGCUGGAGAAGUUCUCUUUGCCGAUGUUUUACUUCUUCCGAAUGGAAUGUCGAAGGUGGGCGCCAAUGUGAUUGUGGAAUACGCAACGAGGGACCAAGCACAAAAUGCAGUCAACUCGCUCAGCAACCAAAACUUGAUGGGUCGUCUUGUUUACGUUCGCGAGGACCGUGAGGCCGAGCCCCGGUUCGUCGGUGGCCCUCCCCGUGGCGCCGACUUUGGAGGUGGUCGUGGUGGAUUUGGUGGUGGAUUUGGCGGUCCUGGCGGUCCUCCUGGUGGUGGAGGUGCUCCAGGCCGUCAGCUCUAUGUGUCCAACCUUCCUUUCAACGUGGGUUGGCAAGAUUUGAAGGAUCUUUUCCGCCAAGCGGCUCAGCAGGGUACUGUCAUCCGCGCCGAUGUGCACACAGAUCCCACCGGCCGUCCCAAGGGAUCCGGUAUCGUCGCUUUCGAGUCGCCAGAUGAUGCGCGCAAUGCUAUCGCCCAGUUCAACGGAUACGAGUGGCAGGGCCGUCCUUUGGAGGUUCGUGAGGAUCGAUUCGCCGGUGCCAACGCCGGUUACUCUGGUGGUGCCCGUGGUGGUUUCAACCCCGCUUUUGGCGGCCGUGGUGGUGGUUUUGGUGGUCGUGGAGGCUUUGGUGGUCGUGGCGGUUACGGCGGUGGCUUCGGCGGCCGUGGUGGCUUUGGCGGCGCUCCUGGCUUCGGUGGUGGUCAUGGUGGUGGAUUCGACCAGGGCGCUCCUCCCGCUCCCUCUGGUCCUCCCAACCCCUUCACGGACUAUGCCACCUCUGGCGGCGACAAGACCUCGACUAUCUAUGUGCGCAACCUUCCUUGGUCCACUUGCAAUGAGGAUCUAGUCGACCUGUUCUCGACCAUCGGUAAGGUUGAGAAGGCCGAGAUCCAGUACGAGCCCAAUGGCCGUUCUCGUGGCACUGGUGUCGUCGAGUUUGAUACUUCUGACACUGCCGAGACUUCUAUUGCCAAGUUCACUGGCUACCAGUAUGGCGGCCGUCCCUUGGGAAUCACCUUUGUCAAGUAUCUCAAUGCAGGCCCUGGCCCCGAGGCGAUGGAUGGCGCCGAGCCCACUGGAGGUCUCACCCAGGACCAAAUCAUGUAA